AUGACAUUCUCUCCUCUAUUUCAGGUGCUGGGGCUGCUGCUCUGCUUCAAUGCCCGCGUUAUUGCCCAGGAAGACAAGUUCAGGUUAAUCCCUGGCCUUGAUGCGUUGCUUAAAGAAGCGUAUACUCCUGCGAAUAUGUUAAGAGGCAUCCCCUUUGACAUCCAGGACACUACUCUACGGCCAUGGGAAGAGUUGCUUAACGUGACUCACUCGCCAAACCGGGAGCCGCUCAGCUGCGCGUCCUCGGGUUCCUCAAAAUUCUGGUAUGAGGAAAUCGAGCACAACGGCGAGUCGUCCUUCCUCGCGCCGGAACACAAGAAAAGCUACAAGGUAUUCCGCAAUGUCGUCGCCGAUUACCAUGCCGACAAUACUGGCCAAUCCGAUGCUUCGGAAGCUAUCCAGAAUGCGAUCAAAGGCGGUCCUUCUGGAGGCCCGGCGAGAGACGCCCAUAAAAUGGGGACAACCGGUCAACCUGCGAUUAUCUACCUGCCCGGAGGCACUUAUCUACUAAAGAACGCGCUCCAGCUGUACGUCGGAACGGUCCUGAUGGGAGACCCAACAAACCCCCCUGUGUUGAAAGCAGCACCUGGGUUCUCCAGUGACCAUAUGGUAUACGCGAAGGACCCCAACUAUGGCGGGACCAUCAACUUUUAUAUUGGCAUCAAGAACAUUGUGCUUGACUCGACUGGCAUUGACCCGGGCACGACUCUUACGCUCCUUGACUGGACCGUCAGCCAAGCGACCCAGCUGGCCAACGUCCAGUUCAAUAUGCCACCAAAUCCCACAUCCCACAUCGGAUUGUCCACCCAGUACGAUUACAACAGUAAUAUCAUCGUGAAUGACUUACGGUUCAAUGGUGGAGAUGUCGGUAUGAAGCUCAACGGACAACAAUGGGUAUUCAAGAAUAUCGUCUUCAGCGGCACAAAAACUGGCGUAAUUGCAGGUGGAACGGAUAUCAUCUUCUUAGGCUGCCAAUUCUACAACGGCCGUACCGGUAUUGACGCGGUUGGCACGUCCGGAUCUCUGACCGUGGUCGACUCCAGCGCCUCGGGGCUGGAUCAUUUCGUCAUUGCUGGCAAGUCGGAGGGCGCUGGGAAUUCGGUUAUUCUAGAAAACGUCCAGAAUAAUGGCGCUACAGUGACUGUGGAUGGCAAUACUAUCGUGAGUGGCAGCAUUGAGAACACCUGGGUUCGUGGGGACUUGUAUAAACCUGGGGACCCCCAAAUGCACCGGGUCAACGGUCAAACAGUUACCACGCCGCGUUCGUCAUCACUGGUGUCAGGAGGCAAAUACUUCACCAAAUCGGCCCCGACAUUCCAGGAAUUCUCUGCUAGCCAAGUUUUGAACAUUAAGAACGUCGAGGGCAGACCGGUUUACGGAGAUGGAACAACUGAUGACACGCAGAAUAUCAACGAUAUCUUGGCAGACAGCGCCGGCUGCAGCGUAAUCUAUUUCCCUGCUGGAACAUACAUGGUGACGGACACUAUCUUUGUUCCCGCCGGGAGACGCAUUGUCGGUGACUCCUUUGCUUCAACCAUCAGUGCUGUUGGUGUGAAAUUCCAGAACCCGGCUGCUGUUCGGCCUAUGGUCAGGUUCGGAUACCCUGGGGAUGUUGGCAUCGCGCAGGUGACUGACAUGAUGUUCACGGUUGGGGAUAUUCUUCCUGGUUGUAAAAUGAUCGAAGUGAACAUCGCCGGUGCAAAGCCUGGUGACGUCGGAUUCUGGAACAGUCAUAUCAGAGUUGGUGGUGCAGUCGGAAGCAAAGUUGAGAGCCAAUGUGCAGGAAGCCCAGCUAAGUGCAAGGCAGCCUGGGCCACCCUCCAUCUCACCAGUACUUCCUCUGCCUAUAUCGAGAACAUGUGGGGAUGGACAGCGGACCAUGACCUUGACGGUGAGAACGGUCAAAUUAUUGCCACUGGGCGCGGCAUCCUCGUGGAAGCGACCGCUGCCACCUGGCUCGUUGGAACUGGAUUCGAACACCAUACGCUCUACCAGUACAACUUUGAAUCUGCGCACAACGUGUUUUCCACCAUGCAGCAGAGCGAAUCGGCAUACUGGCAAGGCCCAGGCAACGUGCUGGCCCCUGCUCCUUGGCAGGAUAACCUUGUCAACAGUGACCCCGACUUUUCACAGUGUGCUGAGGGAGACGCCCUCUGUCGGAUGGGAUUGUUUGAGCGGAUCCAUGGCUCGUCGAACAUUUUCCUCUAUGGAGGCUGCAACUGGGUGUUCUUCAACAACGGCGGAGACUGCCAAUCAAACAAUGGGAAAUGCCAGAAGAAUGCCAUCCAGAUUCAGGACUCGUCAGCAGUCUAUCUUUAUGGAACGAACACCAAGAGCACAAUCAACAUGGUGCUCGACGGCCACCGCGCGAUCGCGACAGAAGAAGAAAACUCCGGUGGCUGGGGAGGUGUCGUCGCCGCGUACCUUUACGCUGCAUAA
This is a messenger RNA of Aspergillus versicolor CBS 583.65, 2439 nucleotides long. RefSeq names its product glycoside hydrolase family 55 protein. Bases 1 to 2439 code for a protein of 812 amino acids. The transcript is spliced from 6 exons. The record is from RefSeq and is a predicted model, not a curated record. Gene Ontology annotation, molecular function: polygalacturonase activity. Lineage: Eukaryota; Fungi; Ascomycota; Eurotiomycetes; Eurotiales; Aspergillaceae.